Myodes glareolus (Bank vole) is the source of this 5393-nucleotide messenger RNA. RefSeq names its product PH domain and leucine rich repeat protein phosphatase 1 (gene Phlpp1). NCBI's taxonomy places the organism in Eukaryota, Metazoa, Chordata, Mammalia, Rodentia, Cricetidae. The record is from RefSeq and is a predicted model, not a curated record. Gene Ontology annotation, molecular function: protein binding. Gene Ontology annotation, cellular component: cytoplasm.
AUGGAGGACUCUGCCACAAAUGGGACAUCUGAAGAGCAUCCCCUCCGCAAGCUCAGGGCCACUGCAGAGAGGGAGCCCCCAGACUCCGACCUGCCGCUUCCCGGGGGCUCCUGGCCACACUGCGCACCCCGCGCCAGCCCCGCGCCCUCGGACUGCAGCCCCCGGGAGCUGUUCGCUGGUGGCCUCGGUUCUCCGCCCCGCGCCGCGCACCCGGCCUCCGACACCGAGAGCUUCAGCCUGAGCCCCAGUGCCGAGAGCGUGUCGGACCGGCUGGACCUCUACAGCAGCGGCGGCGGCUCCUCGUCGUCGGAAGAGCUAGAGGCUGACCCGACCCUGGUGUCGACCAGGGCUCCUGGGCCGCCUCCCCACCGCCCCAGCCGCCCAGCGCAGCCUCGACCUCCUUCCCCGAAGACCUCGCCCUCACUGCAGUCGAAAGCCCCCAAGGUUGUCGAUGGCACAGGCGGGAUGGCCGGCCAGGGUCCCAGAGAGGACAAGGUAGUGACGGCUGCAACUCCAGGCUGCCCUCCGUCGACCCCGGGGCGGAUCCGGGAGACCGCGCAAAAGACGUCUUCGCCGCCUUCCCUCUAUGUCCAGUUUCACGGAGAGACUACCCGGCGCCUCGAGGCGGACGAGAAACCAUUGCAGAUCCAAAAUGACUACCUCUUCCAACUGGGAUUCGGUGAGCUGUGGAGGGUGCAGGAGGAAGGCAUGGACUCUGAGAUUGGCUGCCUCAUCAGAUUCUACGCAGGAAAACCUCACAGCACUGGGAGCUCUGAGAGGAUUCAGCUCUCAGGAAUGUACAAUGUCCGAAAAGGCAAAAUGCAGUUGCCAGUGAACCGAUGGACAAGACGCCAGGUUAUCCUGUGUGGGACGUGCUUGAUAGUAUCAUCUGUGAAAGACAGCUUGAGUGGAAAGAUGCAUGUUCUGCCACUAAUUGGUGGAAAAGUGGAAGAAGUGAAGAAGCACCAGCACUGUUUAGCAUUCAGCUCUUCGGGGCCCCAAAGCCAGACCUACUACAUCUGCUUUGAUACUUUCACGGAGUACUUACGGUGGCUGCGGCAAGUCUCCAAGGUUGCAUCCCAGCGCAUAAGCUCAGUAGACCUCUCGUGUUGUAGCCUUGAACAUCUGCCUGCCAACCUCUUCUACAGCCAAGACCUUACUCAUCUCAAUUUAAAACAAAACUUCCUAAGGCAAAGCCCCACCCUCCCAGCUGCCAGAGGACUUGGUGAACUGCAAAGGUUCACCAAGUUGAAGAGCCUUAACCUUUCCAAUAACCAUUUAGGAGUCUUUCCAUCAGCAGUCUGCAGCAUUCCUACCCUAGCAGAGCUGAAUGUGUCUUGCAAUACUCUUCGAGAAGUGCCAGCAGCUGUUGGAGCUAUGCAGAACUUGCAGACAUUUUUGCUGGAUGGGAAUUUUCUCCAGUCUCUUCCUGCUGAGUUGAUGAACAUGCACCAGCUCAGCUAUCUGGGUCUUUCCUUUAAUGAAUUCACUGACAUCCCAGAGGUAUUGGAGAAAUUGACUGCUGUGGAUAAGCUCUGUAUGGCUGGGAACUGUAUGGAGACCCUCAGACUACAGGCUUUAAGAAGAAUGCCUCAUAUUAAACACGUGGACCUACGAUUGAACAUACUCAGAAAGCUUAUUGCAGACGAAGUGGACUUCGUGCCGCAUGUCACUCAGCUUGACCUGCGAGACAAUAAACUUGGUGAUCUAGAUGCUAUGGUUUUCAACAACAUAGAAGUUCUGCACUGUGAAAGGAAUCAGCUGGUGACAUUGAACAUUUGUGGCUAUUUCCUAAAAGCACUCUAUGCUUCUUCUAACGAACUCGUUCAACUCGAUGUUUACCCAGUUCCAAAUUAUCUGUCUUACAUGGAUGUCUCAAGAAACUGCCUAGAAAAUGUGCCUGAGUGGGUAUGUGAAAGCCGAAAGUUAGAAGUUUUAGAUAUUGGCCAUAAUCAAAUAUGUGAACUUCCUGCUCGCUUAUUUUGUAAUAGUAGUCUCCGGAAAUUACUGGCAGGACACAACCAGUUGACAAGGCUUCCUGAAAGACUGGAGAGAACAUCUGUGGAGGUCUUGGAUGUGCAGCAUAACCAGCUCACUGAGCUCCCACCUGACCUCCUCAUGAAGGCCGACAGCCUGAGAUUCUUGAAUGCAUCUGCAAACAAACUGGAAACUCUGCCUCCAGCCACACUCUCUGAGGAGACAAGCAGUAUCUUGCAGGAGUUGUACUUGACAAACAACAGCCUCACCGAUAAGUGUGUGCCCUUGUUAACGGGGCACCCACGUCUGAAGAUCCUGCACAUGGCCUAUAACCGACUUCAGAGCUUCCCAGCAAGUAAAAUGGCAAAACUGGAGGAGCUUGAAGAACUUGAUAUCAGUGGGAAUAAACUGAAAGCCAUCCCAACAACGAUCCUGAAUUGCAGGCGCAUGCACACAGUGAUCGCUCACUCCAACUGUAUCGAAGUCUUUCCUGAAGUCAUGCAGCUCCCAGAAGUCAAGUGUGUAGAUCUAAGCUGUAAUGAGCUGAGCGAAAUCACGUUACCAGAAAACCUGCCACCUAAACUGCAAGAGCUAGACUUGACUGGUAACCCUCGCCUUGCCCUGGACCACAAAAGCCUGGAGCUGCUGAAUAACAUCCGCUGCUUCAAGAUUGACCAACCUUCAGCAGGAGAUGCAUCUGGAGCCCCAGCAGUAUGGAGUCAUGGUUACACUGAAGCAUCAGGAGUGAAAAACAAACUGUGUGUCGCAGCGCUGUCUGUGAAUAACUUCCGUGACAACCGGGAGGCCCUCUACGGUGUGUUUGAUGGAGACCGGAAUGUGGAGGUGCCCUACCUGCUCCAGUGUACCAUGAGUGACAUUUUGGCUGAAGAGCUUCAGAAAACAAAAAAUGAAGACGAAUACAUGGUCAAUACGUUCAUAGUCAUGCAAAGGAAGCUGGGAACUGCUGGGCAGAAACUUGGUGGUGCUGCCGUCCUGUGCCACAUCAAGCAUGACCCUGUGGACCUUGGAGGCUCCUUUACAUUGACCUCUGCUAAUGUUGGCAAGUGCCAAACGGUUCUCUGUCGAAAUGGGAAGCCACUGCCUCUGUCCAGAUCAUACAUCAUGAGCUGUGAAGAAGAGCUGAAGAGAAUUAAGCAGCAUAAGGCCAUCAUCACUGAGGAUGGCAAGGUGAAUGGAGUGACAGAGUCCACGCGCAUCCUGGGCUACACCUUCCUCCACCCCAGCGUGGUGCCUCGCCCCCAUGUGCAGUCAGUGCUUCUGACUCCACAGGAUGAGUUUUUCAUUCUGGGCAGUAAGGGACUGUGGGACAGCCUGUCCACUGAGGAGGCUGUGGAGGCCGUGCGCCAUGUGCCAGAUGCUCUGGCUGCUGCCAAGAAGCUGUGUACUCUGGCCCAGAGCUAUGGCUGCCAUGAAAGCAUCAGCGCCGUAGUAGUGCAACUCAGUGUCACCGAGGACAGCUUCUGCUGCUGUGAGCUCAGUGCUGGAGGAAGCAUGCCACCACCUAGUCCAGGCAUCUUCCCAACAUCCGUCAACAUGGUGAUAAAGGACCGCCCCUCUGAUGGGCUGGGUGUGCCGUCCUCCAGCAGUGGCAUGGCCUCUGAGAUCAGCAGUGAACUCUCCACCUCUGAGAUGAGCAGUGAGGUGGGCUCCACAGCCUCUGAUGAGCCCCCAUCUGGAGUCCUGAAUGAGAACAGCCCCGCCUACCCCAGCGAGCAGCGCUGCAUGCUCCACCCGGUCUGCCUGUCUAACUCCUUCCAACGUCAGCUGUCCAGCGCCACUUUCUCCAGCGCCUUCUCUGACAAUGGCCUUGACAGUGAUGAUGAAGAACCCAUUGAGGGUGUCUUCAGCAAUGGCAGCCGGGUAGAGGUAGAGGUGGACAUCCAUUGCAGCCGGGCCAAGGAGAAGGAGAAACAACAGCAUCUGCUUCAGGUGCCAGCUGAGGCCAGUGAUGAGGGCAUUGUCAUCAGUGCCAACGAGGAUGAGUCAGGUUUAUCCAAGAAGGCAGACUUUUCUGCUGUGGGGACCAUUGGGCGACGCAGGGCUAAUGGCUCUGUAGCACCCCAGGAAAGGAGCCACAACGUAAUAGAGGUCGCCACAGACGCACCUCUCCGAAAGCCGGGAGGCUAUUUUGCAGCCCCAGCUCAGCCAGAUCCGGAUGAUCAGUUUAUCAUACCCCCGGAGCUGGAAGAGGAAGUCAAAGAAAUCAUGAAACAUCAUCAGGAGCAGCAGCAGCAGCAGCUGCCACCACCACCACCCCAGCUGCCCCAGCCACAGCGGCAGUUCCAGGGGGACCACCUGCCAGACUGUUAUGACACACCGCUAUGACCCAGUCUGAGUCCUCUUUUAAACCAUAAACUAACCAGAAGGACUGAGAGUCUCCCAGGAUCACAUUAAAGCAGGGUUACUCCCGCCCUUCUCCCAGACACUGCCCCACCUGUCUCUGCAGCUCGUCUGUAGGCUCUUUGUAUUGUUACUUUAGUAAUUACCACUUUUCUUCUAGUGACACUUUACCAAUAUGAUUUAAAUUUGUUAACUUUUUUCCCUAACAUAUCAAAUAUGUAAAGACAAAGAACAAAAGGUUUAAUAUAUUACAGAGAAACAGUUAAUGAUAAUGUAAUUUUUAAAAAUUACUUUUUGUUGUUUUAUUUGGAAGGCAGGGCAAGUUGCCAUUGCUAAAUGACUUAAUAAUAUUGUAAUUGUGUAUUUCUUUGUGGGGAAAGGCUUUUUUUUUGUCUUGAAAAUGAUAGACAUUUGUAGAAUAUGGAGACUAACUCCUAGGAGUUGCUUUACUCUGUCAGGUGACAUAAGUCACUGGGAUUCACUAAUUUUCUCUGAGAGAACAGUUGAUUGAGAAAUUUCUAUUGUAAAUAGCUCAGUGCUGCAUAGUGAUGCUUAAAUUGUUUGUAGUCUUGGCGGAAGGACACAGUCUAAAGAACUGACUUCUGCCCCUUCUGAGGAGCCUUCCCUGUCCCAUCUCCUCCUCAUUCAUCUUUGGUGUGGGCCAUUUGGUCAACGUGUUCUGUGUAGAUAUGUGGUUCUGAGGUCACUGGACAAGAGCCUGCUCUUGGGAACCCCAGAACCUUUUGCAGACACUUUUUUCCCCUGAGAUGGGCUUUCUCUGUAGCUUUGGAGCCUAUCCUGGAACGAACUCUCGUAGACCAGGCUGGCCUCGAACUCACAGAGAUCUGCCUGCUUCUGCCCUCCCGAGUGCUGAGAUUAAAGGCGUGUGCUAGCACCACCCAGCUAACACUUUUUAAUUGUGUUCCUUCCUGCUGCCACAAUCAGCAUGACUGUAUAGAGUCCCUUAGAUCAUCUACACAUCCAGAGUUAUAUUGAAGCAGAAUGCACAAAUGGACAUGUCAUAAUUUUUGUUAUAAUAAAUAUGAAAUUUACAA